AUGUUGGUGAAUCCGUGUUGUAGACCAGCCUUUGCUAAUUUAUUUAUAUCUGAAUUAACCUACAUAAUAAAUUUAAAAAUUAAAAAUUUUUUCACUAAAAAUCAGAAUGCUACUAAAAUACCCGUUCCUGCAGCUUACAACGAUUUAUCAUUCGAAAGGGAUCUACAAAAUCAUGUUGGGUGGGUUUGGUACCAACGCCAUUAUUGGCUACCUAGUACCUUAAUUAAUAAUCAAAAUAAUCGUCCUCGAUCAUUUUUACAUUUUGGAAGUGUUCAGUAUUUUGCUAUAGUGUAUUUAAAUGGUAAAGAAAUUGGAAGGCAUGUAGGCGGACAUUUACCUUUCCAAUUUGAACUGGAAUUAAUACAAAAUUUUCCAAAUUUAAUUACAGUUGCUGUAAACAAUACGCUUUCGAGUUAUACUAUUCCACCUGGCGAAUUUAAUAUUAUAAAUUUAUCAUCUGGUAAUAAAAUAAUCCAGCAGACUCCAAACUUUGAUUUUUUCAAUUAUGCGGGUAUUUUGAGACCUGUUCAAAUUUGGCAUUUGCCUCAAAUAUUUAUUAAUGAUAUUAAAUUAAUUGCUGAUUGUUAUGGAAAUUUAUCCUAUUCAAUUGAAAUUAAUGAAAAAUUACAAAUUUUACCAAAAAUAAUUGUUACAAUUUCUUAUGGGAAUAAAAUUGUUGCUUUAAUGGAAGGGCUAAACAAUGAAACUAAAUUAGAGAAAGCUAAUUUAUGGUGGCCUAGAGGAAUGGGAAAACCUAAUCUUUAUAUAGCUGAGGUAUCUAAAUUUAUAUAA
Meloidogyne enterolobii is the source of this 792-nucleotide messenger RNA. The record is from the annotation of a GenBank genome assembly. Lineage: Eukaryota; Metazoa; Nematoda; Chromadorea; Rhabditida; Meloidogynidae.